AUGAGUGCUGCAAAUAAAAGACUACGGGGAUUGCAGAUAUCUCGCCCGUUCGUUAUUGGGAAUACGGCUAGGGCUAUAACUCAAUCUGAGCGGGAGAAUGACAAAACUAUACCAGAGAACCACACCCACAGGUGGACGUUCUCAAUACGCUCAGCUAGUAGUGAUAAAGAGGGUGACUACGACGAUGGAGUAGAGGGUACACUCGAUGACAGCCUUCAAACCUGGCUUAAACGCGUCCAAGUUAGGUUGCAUGAUACAUACAAAGAUAACAACAAAACACUGGAUAAACCACCAUUCGUCGUUAGUGAGACUGGUUGGGGAGAGUUCGAAUUGGUUAUCAGAUUGCAUUUCAGUCCAGAAUCGGGUGAAAGACCGCUUACAUUGCACCAUAUGUUGAAAUUACACCCUUGGAAUGUGACGAAGAGCAUUCCACGGGAUGAUGGAUUACCACCAACUGUACACAGCUGGCAAUAUGACGAAAUCGUCUUCAACGAUCCCUAUGAAUCAUUCUAUAACCUUCUCAUAGCAAAUCCACCAGCAGAAUUACCAGAUGAUGGUGUAGUAACGAAGCAAGCACGUGAGGAGGAAUCAAAGAAACUAAACGCAGUCAAGAAGGAAGUCGUACAAUCGACGACUAAACUCCGUAAUGAGCUCAUAAAGAUGGAAAACGAGCUCAAGAAUAUCAAAUGAAUAAUUUGUAUAGUAAGUACAAUAAAAUAAGACCAAGAACUAUCCCAACCGUGUAUUUGUAAC
Molecule: messenger RNA, 753 nt
Organism: Wallemia mellicola CBS 633.66
Lineage: Eukaryota; Fungi; Basidiomycota; Wallemiomycetes; Wallemiales; Wallemiaceae
Product: yeats-domain-containing protein
Exons: 2
Coding region: 1-690 (229 amino acids)
Biological process (GO): chromatin remodeling; regulation of transcription by RNA polymerase II
Cellular component (GO): NuA4 histone acetyltransferase complex; Swr1 complex
Molecular function (GO): histone binding
Source: RefSeq, a predicted model, not a curated record